CAAAAAAUAAUCAGUUACAAAUCUCACACUUUUGCUUCUUACUGUAUAUUCACUACAUAAUACCUACGUGUGGCAAUUUCAUUUUGCAACUGAAUUUGUUCAUGUCAAGAAACAGUUGUAUCGUUAAAAUAAAAUGAAUAAAUCAUGAGAAUAUUUGAAACUUGAGUAUCAUAACAUAAUGUUUAGUUAGGUUAUGUUUCAGUUAGUGACAAAUCUCACAGUUACGUAGCCGUAAUGGUAAGAUAGCGUAUAUUUUUAUUACUUGGGAAAUACAUAAAGUGGCCUUUAUAUGCAUGUAUUAUAUGGAAUACAAAUAAAACUAUCGUAAAAAGCAAGGUUAAACUUCUUCGGAAAAAAGUACCGCCCUUUAUUAUCAUUACUUCUCUUUUAAAGAAUUUUUAUUGAAACGAGCGGAAUUGUCAAUCAUUUUCAAUUUGAUAAUUGGAUUAAGUUGUUAUAGAAAGUGAAAAAUGCCAGGAGAACCAUCUAUAGCAACUGGAAACAAAUCUUCAGGAAAAAUCAAACGAAUUUCUAUACCAAGAGUACAAAGCAGUACAGAUACAGAAUUGCAGUCUCAAAGUGGUUCUACACCUUUGCAAUCAAAUGCACUCCACUUUGCUGCAUUUCGUAUAGACCCAGACGAUAGUGUACUACCACCUGCUUUACGAUGUCGGCUAUUGGAUUUGUUUCAGCAGAUAGAGAAGGAGUUUGAAAUUCUGUAUACAGAAAACUUAGGAUUGCAAGAGAAAGUCGAUGCUCUUAAUGAAAAGCUUGAAAGAGAAUGUUAUGGUUCUGGAGAACGGAGCUUACCUCUUGGGGAUGUUGCAGAUUUCCCAGACACAAAAAGUCUUUCAAAACAAAAAUCUAUGGCAGGGAAUUCAACACAGAAAACAAAAACAACUUCAAACAAGUUGAAAGCACAGACAAGCAAGAUUGUUUCCAGUUUCAAAACACCGACUAUGACAUGUAGUAUGCAAAGAGAAUAUUCUGGUCAUAGAGACGGUGUUUGGGAAGUUUCUGUUGGGAGAUUAGGUCAAAUUAUUGCUACAGCUUCUGCCGAUCAUACAGCUCGAGUAUGGGCUGUAGAUAGUGGACGUUGUUUACUACAAUAUAUAGGACAUUCUGGUUCCGUUAACUCUGUUCGCUUUCAUCCAACCAAAGAAUUAGCACUAACGUCCAGUGGGGACAACUCUGCUCAUGUAUGGCAAGCAGCCGUUGAUUGGGACUUUCCUAAAAGACAAAAUUCAAAUGAAGACCUUUCGGUAUUAUCUUCUGAUAAAAAUGUCAGUGGCGUAAUACCUAUUAACGAGGAGCAGGAAGAGCCACCAACCCUGAGAACUCCAGUUCGAGAAUUGUUUGGUCAUACAGGCGUGGUGAUGUCUGCAGACUGGUUACCUGAUGCAGAACAGGUGGUAACAGCUUCUUGGGAUAGAACAGCUAAUCUUUAUGAUAUAGAAACUGGAGAUAUUAUACACACAUUAUGUGGUCAUGAUCAAGAACUGUUUCACGUCUCCACCCAUCACACACAAAGACUCUGUGUCACUUCAAGCAAGGAUAGUACUUUUCGUUUGUGGGACUUCAGGGAACCUGUUCAUUCAGUGUCUGUUUUUCAGGCUCACACAGAGACAGUAACAUCAGCUGUAUUUACACGGGAGGAUAAAAUCGUGUCAGGUUCGGACGAUCGAACUGUAAAAGUAUGGGAAUUACGAAAUAUACGAAGUCCUUUAGCCACAAUUCGUGGCGACAGUGCUGCAAAUCGUUUGGCUGUUUCCAGUACUGGUAUUGUUGCAAUUCCACACGACGAUAGGCAGAUAAGGUUAUUCGAUCUAAGUGGUCAACGAUUAGCUAGAUUACCUAGAACAAGUAGGCAGGGUCAUCGAAGGAUGGUUUCGUCGGUAGCUUGGACUCAAGACAAUGGGGUCUGCAACUUAUUCUCUUCUGGCUUUGACAGAUUAGUUCUUGGAUGGAGCAUUGUGCAUCUUAAAGAAUAUUGAACAAAUAUAUAAAUAUGUGUACUUAAAAAUCAAAUAGAAGAUCAAUAUUUCGCAGUGUUUUAAA
Molecule: messenger RNA, 2058 nt
Organism: Megalopta genalis
Lineage: Eukaryota; Metazoa; Arthropoda; Insecta; Hymenoptera; Halictidae
Gene: Wdr37
Product: WD repeat domain 37
Molecular function (GO): protein binding
Source: RefSeq, a predicted model, not a curated record